Molecule: messenger RNA, 1638 nt
Organism: Anoplophora glabripennis (Asian longhorned beetle)
Lineage: Eukaryota; Metazoa; Arthropoda; Insecta; Coleoptera; Cerambycidae
Product: GIGYF family protein CG11148-like
Exons: 9
Source: RefSeq, a predicted model, not a curated record
AAUUAAGCACAUGCGCGAUAACCUACAAUUUCGCUGCAGCCAUUUAUGUUGAUCGCAUUUUAUCAAGUGUAAUUCGAAAAAUUCAGUAUGACUGACUCCAUGAAUUUUGGUCCAGACUGGAUUCGCAAUUUAUCUUCCGAAGGAAGUACUGGUGGUGGUACCAGUGGAGGAACCCGAUAUCAACUAGCUGAUUUUCGGUAUGGACGAGAGGAGAUGUUGGCCUUAUUUGAUAAAAAUUCCAAACCACCGGCCUCUUUAACCAAUUUUAAAAGCCUUUAUUCUGAAACAAGUCUUCUGCCAUUAGCUUUAUUACCAACAUCUGAAGAAGAAAGGGGAUGGCAAGGUAGACCAACAACUCUGUCGGGACCCCCGAGAGGUAGAGGCGGGUCCUUAGAGCGAGGAGGUCGUAUAAGUAGGGGCCGAGGUGGUUACCAGUAUGGAAGAGCUUCGGGGUAUGAAAGCGGUUGGGGCAAUGGUGAACAACCGGAUUGGAGCCCUAGGAAGGAAUAUAAUCAAAGAACCAUGUCAGUGGAUAACUGGAGACGUUCAAGGAAUAAUGACGAUGACGAUGGUUGGAGAAAUGUUAGUCAGGGAAGGAGUGGUUUGUAUGAAAAAUGGGGGCGUUCUACAAGUUGGAGAGGCGAAGGAGAUGCAGAGGAAAGAAGUGGUCCCCCAGAAAGAGGUGGACGUGCCAAUUGGCAUGAUAUAAAUAGAGCUCCUCCUUCUAGAAGAUCUUGGGACAACGAGGAUCACUUACCAGAAUGGGCCACUGAAAACCCAACAGAAGGGGGAGGUACCUUCGACGAACGAGGUGCAUUCCAUGGUUCGGAUGAUGAGUUGGAAGGUAAACCUCCUAACAAGCGAGAAAUAGGACUUCAAAAGUCAACUUCACAACAACAGAUCACCAAUAAAAAUCAGCAUCCAUCAUUACCCUCUUCAAAAUCUACUAUGUCGCUCAUUAGUAAAUCUGAAGAAACUAACAAGCAAGUAGAGAACUGCAAUUUUUUUGGGAAUAAAAAAAAUGUUUCACAAAAUAUCGACCCACAUUUGAAUGGUUAUAAUAAUGUAGAUGGUAAUGAUGUAGAUGAUGUAAUUAAUGGCGAUGUAGAAAAUGGCGAUGUAGACGCUGGUGAUGUAGAUGAUGGUGGUGUAGAUGAUUGUGACGGAGAUGAUGGUGGCGUAGAUGAUAGCAAAGUAGAUAAUGGCGAUGUGGAUGAUGGUGGUGUAGAUGAUGGUGAUGUACAUGAUGGUGAUGUACAUGAUGAUGAUGUACAUGAUGGUGAUAUAGAUGUUGCUGUAGUAGGUGAUAGUAAUGUAGAUAAUAGCGAUGUAAAUAAUGGUCAUGUAGAUGAUGAUGAUGGCGAUGUAUAUUAUGGUGGUGUAGAUAAUGGAGAUGUAGAUGAUGGUGAUGUAGAUGAUAGUGAUGUAGAUCAUGGCGAUGUAAAUGAUAGUGAUGUAGACGAUGGCGAUGUAGAUGUAGAUGAUGGUGAUGUAGAUAAUAGCGAUGUAGAAUAUGGUGAUGUUGAUGAUAGCGAUAUGGAUGAUGGUGAUGUCGAUGGUAGCGAUGUAGAUGAUGGUGAUGUAGAUGAUAGUGCUGGAGAUAAUAGUGCUGAAGAUUUUGGUGAUGUAGAUGAUGAU